Phasianus colchicus (ring-necked pheasant) is the source of this 982-nucleotide messenger RNA. RefSeq names its product ORMDL sphingolipid biosynthesis regulator 2 (gene ORMDL2). The record is from RefSeq and is a predicted model, not a curated record. Gene Ontology annotation, cellular component: endoplasmic reticulum membrane. Lineage: Eukaryota; Metazoa; Chordata; Aves; Galliformes; Phasianidae.
GGCGGGGACGUACUGAAGGACAGGCACAGUCACCAAUGGAAGAGGAGGAAAGUCACGGAGCAGCCAAUGGUGGCAACGGGUCGGGAGUGAGGAUGAACGUCGGCGUGGCGCACAGCGAGGUGAACCCCAACACGCGGGUGAUGAGCAGCCGUGGGAUCUGGCUGGCCUACGUCAUCUCAGUGGCGGUGCUUCACAUCAUCCUCCUCAGCAUCCCCUUCUUCAGCAUCCCUGUGGUGUGGACACUCACCAACGUCAUCCACAACCUGGUCAUGUAUUUGCUGUUGCACACAGUGAAGGGAACGCCGUUUGAAACCCCGGACCAAGGCAAGGAUCGCCUGCUGACACACUGGGAGCAGAUUGACUAUGGGAUGCAGUGCACCUCCUCACGCAAAUUCCUCAGCAUCUCCCCCGUAGUGCUGUACCUCCUCACCAGCUUCUACACCAAGUACGACCCCGCGCACUUCAUGAUCAACACCGCCUCCCUGCUCAGCGUCCUCCUGCCCAAGCUGCCCCAGUUCCACGGCGUGAGGGUCUUUGGCAUCAACAAAUACUGAGCCCACGCUCCCACUGUGCCACACAGAGCUUCCCACAGGAUGGCAGAGCUGGAGGUGGGCGGCUGGGCUGGCACUGUGGGGUAAGGGGAGGAUGCAGGAGCAGGGCUGGGCACGCCAGGGACCGUGGGGCUGCUGUGCAGUUGCAUGCAGGUCUUUUUGCAAGGGCUUUUUUUGGUAAGGGUCCUGCGUCUCUUAGGAGUGCCUCACUGAGGCUUUAUCUCUUGGUGCUUUGGUGAAGAGGUGUACAGUGGGGUUGUAUGAAGCGAGUGAGGCAUGUUGCAUGCGUGUUUCCCUUAAGCUAAACCCUUGUGUGGCAAUGGGAAAGCACUUAGAAGGGGAGAACUGUUGACUGGUGGAAAGAGUAACCACUCCAUGCCUCCUUUGUCUUCACAUUUUGUACAUGUCUGUAAUAAAGAACUCACAGAGCA